Messenger RNA from Oncorhynchus masou masou (cherry salmon), 1978 nucleotides. RefSeq names its product collectin-11-like. Lineage: Eukaryota; Metazoa; Chordata; Actinopteri; Salmoniformes; Salmonidae. Bases 155 to 988 code for a protein of 277 amino acids. The transcript has 7 exons. The record is from RefSeq and is a predicted model, not a curated record.
AGGAAACAUGAAAUCCCUGGAAAAACCACCAGUGUGCAACCCCAUGUUAACUCAUGUGGAUCAUUUGGAGAAAAAAAUCCCAAGCUGAAGCUACUUGCUGCUUUGUGGGUCUGGAAAACUCCACAAAAGUCCAUCAACCCAUCCAUGUUGCAGGAUGAGAGGAGAGAAGCUGAUGCCUUGUGUACUUAUCACUCUACUGGGGCUGACCCUGAUGGAGUCAGCUCAUGGACAGCACAUGUCAGACGAACCCUGCUCUGUCCAAAUUCUCGUCCCAGGACUCAAAGGAGAGGAAGGAGAAAAGGGAGUGAAAGGAGCACCUGGGAGACCAGGAAGAAUGGGUCCACCAGGGGAGAUAGGACAUCUGGGAGUUAAAGGGCAGAAGGGUAUAAUGGGACAUUAUGGGAAGAUUGGCCCCAGUGGAGUCAAAGGUGUAAAAGGAGAUAUGGGUGAUGCAGGAUCAAUGGGCCCAAAUGGUGAUCCAGGUGUUCCAUGUGAAUGCACACCCCUGAGGAAAAUUAUUGGUGAGAUGGACAUCCUAGUGACACAGUUAUCCAAUGAGCUGAAGUUCCUAAAAAAUGCACUGCCCUCCCCUGCAGCUGUUGCCGGCAUCAAAGAGACCGACAGCAAGGUCUAUCUGCUGGUCAAGGAGGAGAAACGCUACACCGAUGCAGAGGUCUAUUGUCAGGGGAGGGGUGGACACCUGGCCAUGCCCAAGGACGAGGGGGCCAAUGCGGCCAUCGCUGGGUACAUCACAGAGGCGGGCCUGAGCCGGGUGUACAUUGGUAUCAACGACAUAGACCGCGAGGGCCAUUUCACCUACGUGGAUAACUCCCCAAUGAGCACCUUCAGCAAGUGGAGGGAAGGGGAACCCAACAAUGCCUACGAUGACGAGGACUGUGCUGAAAUGGUGGCGGUGGGGCACUGGACCGAUGUGGCCUGCCACUCCACCAUGUACUUUGUCUGUGAGUUUGACAAGGACAGUGGCUGAGGAGCAUUUGUUUGAAAGUGGUAGUGAAUUAUAGAGAAGCCUUUUAUAGAGUUCUACAGAUGUUGUUCAGUAUGUAGAAUUAUUUUGACACCGCUGCAUUUAAAUGUAAUCACCCAGCAGUGCUAAAUAUCAUUGUACAGUAUAAAAGAUUGAGUACUGACAUGCAACAACAGUUGUGUAAAGACAUGGUGUUUCUUCUCAGUAGUUCCAGUUUUCUUCCUUUUUGACUUGAAUGUUUGACUUGAAUGGAUGCUGUUUUUAUAAAAAAUUGCAUUUAAUGGAUACAGCAAUUUCUACCCUGAUCUCUUAAUCUACUUGGAAUCUGCCUUUUUGAAGAGAACUUUUUUUUGUCUUUCUCAUCAUGUUUAUGUGAGGUAUAUAUUGUAUCUUGAAGUGAACUGAUUUUUAACCCUCAAACCACUAACAUAGUUACAUAUAGUGCCUAGGCAAAAGUAUUCAUCCCCUUGGCAUUUUUCCUUUUUUGUCGCAUACACCGGCUCGGAAUCAAAUAGGUCUAUUUAUUUAAAGGGAGAUUCCUUGCCAACUCUGUGCAGGUCAUCAAUUGAUGAUUAAGGAUGCUUUGUGGAAAUGCUCGUGCGGUAGCAACUUGAUAGGCUCUAAUAGAGUGCACUUGAGAUGUGUAAUAGUGCCUUUAAGACUGUACCCGUUGAGGCCUUAAAUGUGGUAUUGUUUCAGAGGGGUUUUGACUGGGUGAUUGGAAAAAGGAUAGCUAAGUAGGGUCGCAGGGAUCUGGUUAUAGGACCAUCUGUGGCACUGGGGAAUGUUCCUCUAUGGUUCUUUUCAAGGCCUUAUGUGGAUUUUAAUCUGAUUGAGGAAUAGGAGGGGUGAGAUGUUGGUAUUUAGUAGAUUAGUAUGUUUGUAAUUUCUAUUCCUUUUUGACUGUAACGGGGUUUGGAGUUCUGCCAAUCAGCACCUGAUUAAUUGUUGAGUUCCAACCUGUGGAAAAUAAAUGCUGGGUUCAUACCUUAA